AAUCCGUUCAUCAAUAACCUGUUACGGGAGCUGUAUUGCCAAAACGUGGUGUGAAUGCCGCCUAAGACUGGAUCUUAUUUACGCAUUUCUUGUGUUCUCUUCCAGAAUGAAGACCAUUCUCAGUAACCAGACUGUCGACAUCCCUGACAAGGUUGACAUUUCCUUGAAGGGCCGCACAGUUACUGUGAAGGGGCCCAGAGGAACCCUGCGGAAAAACUUCAACCACAUCAAUGUAGAACUGUGCUUACUUGGCAAGAAGAAAAAGAGGCUCCGUGUUGACAAAUGGUGGGGUAACAGGAAGGAGCUGGCCACAGUGCGCACAAUCUGCAGCCAUGUGCAGAACAUGAUCAAGGGUGUCACUCUGGGUUUUCGAUACAAGAUGAGAUCUGUGUAUGCCCAUUUUCCCAUUAACGUGGUUAUUCAGGAGAGUGGGUCACUCGUGGAGAUCAGAAACUUCUUGGGUGAAAAGUACAUCCGCAGGGUGCGCAUGAGACAAGGUGUGAACUGUGCAGUUUCCCAAGCACAGAAAGAUGAGCUGAUUCUAGAAGGCAAUGACAUUGAACUUGUGUCAAACUCUGCUGCCUUGAUCCAACAAGCCACCACAGUAAAGAACAAGGAUAUCAGAAAAUUCUUGGAUGGUAUCUAUGUCUCCGAGAAGGGAACAGUCCAGCAGCUUGAAGAAUAAAAGAUUGACAGAUGCCUGAACUGUUUGCUGCAUUCAACAAUAAAGACCAUUUAUCUAA
This is a messenger RNA of Hyla sarda, 743 nucleotides long. RefSeq names its product ribosomal protein L9 (gene RPL9). The record is from RefSeq and is a predicted model, not a curated record. The transcript is spliced from 7 exons. Gene Ontology annotation, cellular component: cytosolic large ribosomal subunit; ribosome. The coding region runs from base 107 to 685 and encodes 192 amino acids. Lineage: Eukaryota; Metazoa; Chordata; Amphibia; Anura; Hylidae. Gene Ontology annotation, molecular function: structural constituent of ribosome; rRNA binding. Gene Ontology annotation, biological process: cytoplasmic translation.